This is a messenger RNA of Closterium sp. Yama58-4, 720 nucleotides long. The record is from the annotation of a GenBank genome assembly. Lineage: Eukaryota; Viridiplantae; Streptophyta; Zygnematophyceae; Desmidiales; Closteriaceae.
AUGGAGAACAUGUUUUCGUCCAUGGCGUGCAUGGCGCAUGCACUCCUGGGAGCGCCGGACGUGACGCCGGGGAAGGUGGAGCGAUCGUAUUCACUGCACUGGUCGCACUGCAACGUCACGCUCACCCUCAUCUGGAGUGUGUUCAUGGUGGAGACAGCAUGGGUGGACCCCAAUGAUCUGUUCAAAGGGGGGCAAGUGGAUGUGAGCACAGCCGACACCACAUGGACAGAUGUCCUGCCCUCUUAUGACAUCAUCGUCUUCAACACCGGCAACUGGUGGAAGCCAAGGCAGCUAGAGCGAUACGGCCUCACACUCAACCCGCCCUUCCACCGCACCAGCAUUGUCGAUGCCUACCCCCAUGCCCUCGCAACCAUUCUCACCGCUCUGCACCGCAGACGGCGCUUCACCUCCCGCGCGUUUCUAGUUACCAGCGUGUCGUUUCAGUUCAACGCGAGCUGUCCCGCCACGCUGCCCAUUGCUGACGUGGCGACGGCUCGCACAACGAUGGCGGCGCUGACCCGGCGGAAGAACGAGGUUUUGAAAGCGGGCAGCAGCAUUCGCCUGUUGGACGUCCACGACUUGUCUCUCUUCCGCCACGAUGCGCGGCCAGCAGCGUUCCACGGCAGGCAGAGCAGCCUGCAUGACUGCGCUCACUACUGCGUGCCCGGCGUGCCUGACACGUGGAACGAGCUGCUGCUGGGAAUGAUGGUGGACGAGUGA